AUGGUUGUGGCCAUCCUCUUCCCCACUCAUGUGUCCCAGCGACAUGGUAUCUCCUCCAAAUGCAAACCUCCUCUUGGGGCGUGGCUGUUUUUCUCCACUCACAAAGGGCUCAGCCACUUGGGUCACAUCCAGACGUCAGGGAAGUUGAUGGAUGAACUCGCACCAGCUUCAGCAGACUUUAAACGAGGCCCUUGGUUUGUGACUGUAACUGGGUACAGAGAAGCUGUGGGAGAUUGGCACCUUCCUCCUGAGCUGGGGGCCAGCACCAGUGGCUGUGUGGAGAAGGAGGAUACCAAAGCGAAGCGGAAACCAAGCAGGUUAUUUGCAGAGAUGGGUUGGGGUAUUGGCCUGCUUUUUGAAUAUGGACGAAUUCCCGAGCAAAUAGUCUGGCUGAAGACUAAGGCUAAUGGGAUGCUAAGAGCAUCUUGGAGAAAACUGGCUGGCAGCGUGGAAGCCAGCCGCGGUGCAGUCCCGGAGAGGUUUUGCAUUGGCCCCGUGCGGCCGCCUUUGCACCGCAGCGCGGGUGUCGGCAGCGAGGGAGCGUGCCCGGCGGAGACAGCUCAGCCGUGUGGGGGCCGCCUGAACUCCAAGGAUGCCGGGUACAUCACCUCCCCGGGGUACCCCAAUGACUACCCCUCCCACCAGAACUGCGAGUGGGUCAUCUACGCCCCUGAAUCCAACCAGAAGAUAAUCCUCAACUUCAACCCUCACUUUGAAAUCGAAAAGCAUGACUGCAAGUAUGACUACAUCGAGAUCAGAGAUGGGGACAGUGAAGCGGCAGACCUGCUGGGCAAGCACUGUGGGAACAUAGCACCUCCUACCAUCAUCUCUUCUGGCCCCUCUCUCUAUAUCAAGUUCACCUCGGACUACGCACGGCAAGGUGCCGGCUUCUCCCUGCGCUAUGAGAUCUACAAGACAGGCUCUGAGGACUGCUCCAGAAACUUCACUGCCUCCAACGGCACUAUCGAGUCUCCAGGUUUCCCUGACAAGUAUCCACACAACCUGGACUGCGUCUUCACCAUCAUAGCCAAGCCAAAGACAGAAAUCCUCCUCCACUUCUUGCUCUUCGACCUCGAGCACGACCCGCUGCAGGCAGGGGAAGGAGACUGCAAGUACGACUGGCUGGACAUCUGGGACGGCAUCCCUCAGGUCGGCCCCUUGAUAGGCAGGUACUGUGGCACUAAGAUGCCAUCAGACAUCCGUUCAACCACCGGCGUCCUCUCACUCACCUUCCACACAGACCUGGCAGUGGCUAAAGAUGGUUUCUCUGCUCAGUACUACUUGAUCCAGCAGGAAGUCCCAGAAAACUUCCAGUGCAAUGUGCCGCUGGGGAUGGAGUCUGGCAGGAUCUCCAACAUGCAGAUCACUGCCUCCUCCACCUACUCAGAUGGGCGAUGGACCCCUCAACAGAGCCGGCUCAACAGUGAUGACAACGGCUGGACCCCCAAUGUAGACAGCAACAAAGAGUACCUCCAGGUGGACCUCCACUUCCUUACUGUGCUCACAGCCAUUGCCACACAGGGUGCCAUCUCCAGAGAAACCCAGAAUGGCUACUAUGUCCGUACCUACAAGCUGGAGGUCAGCACCAAUGGGGAGGACUGGAUGAUGUACCGACAUGGGAAAAACCACAAGACAUUUCAGGCCAACGAGGAUGCCACAGAGGUGGUUCUCAACAAGAUCCACAGCCCAGUGCUCACACGCUUCGUGCGCAUCCGUCCCCAGAGCUGGCACAACGGCAUUGCCCUGAGGCUGGAGCUGUAUGGCUGCCGCAUCACCGAUUCGCCCUGCUCCAACUUGCUGGGAAUGCUUUCCGGCCUCAUCCCUGACUCACAGAUCUCAGCCUCUUCCAUCAGAGGCUACGACUGGUCUCCCAGCAUGGCCCGCUUGGUGAGCAGCCGCUCAGGCUGGUUUCCCCGCGUCCCCCAAGCCCAGCCUGGGGAGGAGUGGCUGCAGGUGGACCUUGGUGUGCCAAAGAAUAUCAAAGGCGUCAUUAUCCAGGGGGCUCGCGGAGGGGACAGCGUGACCACCACUGAGUCCCGCUCCUUCGUGAAGAAGUUUAAGGUGUCCUACAGCAUGAAUGGAAAGGACUGGGACUUCAUCCAGGACCCCAAAACAAUGCAACCCAAGCUUUUUGAAGGUAACAUCCACUACGAUAUCCCUGAAGUCCGGAGGUUUGACCCUGUUCCUGCCCAGUAUGUCCGAGUAGCAGGAAUAGGAAUGCGCCUGGAGGUCCUGGGCUGCAACUGGACAGAUGUAAAGCCCACUGCAGAGACACUGGUGCCCACUUUGAAGAGUGAAGAGACCACCACCCCAUACCCAACUGAUGAAGAGGCAACCGAGUGUGGUGAUAGCUGUGGAGAAGAGGAGGAUUUCCACCUCCCUGCAAACUUCAACUGCAACUUUGAUCUCCCUGAAGACCUCUGUGGUUGGUCACACGACUUGGCAACAGGUUAUACGUGGUCUUUUCCACCUACAAGCACCUGGAUUGGCAACUCUGAACCAAGCCCUGAGACCGUGCCUGACCGCAAGAAUUACCUGCAGCUGCAGAGCAGCAGAAGGAGGGAAGGCCAGCGAGCCCGGCUCAUCAGCCCCACCAUCUAUCUGCCCCGGAGCGCUGUCUGCAUGGUCUUCCAGUACCAGGCGUGGGGCAGCAAUGGGGUGAUGCUGCGGGUCUGGCGGGAAGCCAGCCAGGAGCACAAGGCACUGUGGGUCAUCACGGAGGACCAAGGGGAGGAGUGGAGGGAAGGACGCAUCAUCUUGCCAAGCUACGACACUGAGUAUCGGAUUGUGUUUGAGGGAUUUAUACGCAACGGCCACUCAGGAGAGCUCGCCCUCGAUGACAUCCGGCUAGGCACCGACAUCCCGCUGGAGAACUGCAUGGAACCCAUCACAGCUUUCCCAGUGAACUUCCCAAGAAUGGAGGAUGACUUUCCAAUCUCUGAGCAAGACUUUGAAGACAACGAUGAUCCAGAUUACUUUGGAUCGGAUAGGAACGACACACUGUUCUCUACUAACUCUCCAGGAACCCCAAAGCUGGACAAAGAAAAAAGCUGGCUCUACACCCUGGAUCCCAUCCUGGUGACCAUCAUAGCGAUGAGCUCCCUCGGCGUCCUCCUCGGGGCCAUCUGUGCUGGUCUGCUCCUCUACUGCACGUGCUCAUACGCGGGGCUGUCCUCACGGAGCUCCACCACGCUGGAGAACUACAACUUUGAGCUGUACGACGGCAUCAAGCACAAGGUCAAGAUGAACCACCAGAAGUGCUGCUCAGAGGCCUGAUGGGUGCCCUGGGGAUCACCCUUGGUGUUGCGCCCGGUGAGGUGGGCUGGCGGGGUGUUACUUUUUUUGCUGUUUUCUAUGGGAACUGAGUGCCAUAAUGGGGAACGAGGGGCGUGGGAGGAGCGAGGGGAGGCGCUGCUCCUGCCGCCAGGUCCCGCCAGCGAGUCGCGCUCCACCAGGACCGAGCGGGCGUUCCCGCAAACCGGACUGUGCUGAGCGAGGGGG
Molecule: messenger RNA, 3501 nt
Organism: Nipponia nippon (crested ibis)
Lineage: Eukaryota; Metazoa; Chordata; Aves; Pelecaniformes; Threskiornithidae
Gene: NRP2
Product: neuropilin 2
Biological process (GO): axon guidance; angiogenesis; vascular endothelial growth factor signaling pathway
Cellular component (GO): postsynaptic membrane; axon; plasma membrane
Molecular function (GO): semaphorin receptor activity; vascular endothelial growth factor receptor activity
Source: RefSeq, a predicted model, not a curated record